Messenger RNA from Leishmania mexicana MHOM/GT/2001/U1103, 2088 nucleotides. RefSeq lists its product as hypothetical. Gene Ontology annotation, cellular component: cilium. Lineage: Eukaryota; Euglenozoa; Kinetoplastea; Trypanosomatida; Trypanosomatidae. The record is from RefSeq and is a predicted model, not a curated record. The transcript has a single exon. The coding region runs from base 1 to 2088 and encodes 695 amino acids.
AUGUCGGUCGCUCUUCCCUAUGAUGUACUGUUUUGCACCAGUGAGGAUCCGCAUCAUCCUGUCUCAGAGCUUGGCGGAUCCAACGGUGAGGUAAAGCCUGGAUCACCGAUACCGGCUGGCUGGCAGAGCGCGCGCCACGGCAAGACGCCCCAAACCUUAGUAAUCCGCUUUCAGGGCAACGUGUGGUUGCAGCAGCUUCGGAUUCUAUCUCAUGAGGCAAAGAUCGCGACGAAAGUGGAGGUGCGCGUUGCGAAGCUCUCCGAAGGCGAUGACUGGGACAACCCACCAUCGUUCCGCAACGUGCGGUUUGUCAAGCUCGGUUCCGUGGACUUCAACAGCAACGAACAGUCGCACUUCAAGUCAAAGGAGCGCAAAACGGUCCAUCUCAAAACGGAGGCCUAUUUCCUCAAGCUACUCUUUGACCGACCCUUUAUCAACGCCUACAACACAGGGCAUCAGGUCGGAAUCUACUCUCUGGAGUGCAGCGGGUACCUGAUCGAACCCAUCGCAUUCCACGCUGAUCGGCUACCUGGAGUCGCGACACCACCCCGGCGCCGCAGCUUGGCCACGCAGCCGACAAAGCCGGCAGCGAUAAAGCGACAGUCAUCUGAGGCGCCGCCGGCCUUGGUGUCACUCGACGGCAAGCGCGCGAAAAGCGUAUCGAAUGUCGACGGGGGCGAUGACAAGUCUGUGCCCCUCGCCUCUUUGACGUCCCCGCCAAAGGCUCGCUUGUCCUACGGUGGCGGGGCGACGUCCCACGCGGCGCCGAACGGGAUCUUCCGCUCUGUCCGUAUCCUCGAGUUUGAGGACUUUUUUCUGCGUCGCUCCGAGGAGCUGGUGUCACUCAAGGCGCAGGCGGUGGCGGUCGAGGACUAUCACGUCGCCGCCGAGUGCCGCGACAAGCUGGCACUGUUGAACAACCGGGCCAGGGAGAUCUACGAACUUGAGCAAGACAAGGUGCAGGCCAUCAUUGACGAGCAUUUCGACACCGCGCAGAAGUUGAAGACUCGCAUGAACACGCUUGUUGAGCAGCUGUUCGAAGAGACCUCUCUGCCCUCUCCGGCAGUGGCGACACCCUCUGCCCGAAGUGGCGAAUGGGUCCCCGGUGUCGCAAGCCACCCUCGAUAUAAUGCCAGCCUUUCCUCCACGCCUGUCUCCAUAGCUGGUACGCCGGGCGCCGAUGAAGCUGUCGAGAAUGUGAGGUCGCUCGUGUCUGACGCGAUCGAGGCGAACGAACUGGAAGAACAGAUAAUCAAUGUGGACACACUAGAGCCGCGCGAAAAGGCCGUGGCACAUGCGAUUCUUUCUUGUGCUGGUAGCGAAGAAGUCGCCUCCGUCGCACUCGCGAAUCCUGGCUUCGACAUCCAGUUUCUCAUUGCCGCCGUCGGCAGCUUCACAGUGGCGUGCUUGUUUUCGCGCAGCUUCAAGCUUCGGGAGGCCGCUUUGAUUGUGCUGACCGAGAAGAUGGAUAUGCUGCCGUCUCCUGCGCAGACUGUCGAGGAUGCCCUACUUCGCUUUCUAGACCUCAACGCGUACGGCCUUCAGGACUCGAUCCCGAAUGUGGUCUUUGCGGCGUGCACCUUUGUUCGCAUGUGUCUCGACGACACAUCCAAGUGCAUCGGCGGUGUUCUCUCGCCUCUCGUUGCCCUCCUCCCGCGCCUCCUUACGCGAUGCAGCGACAACCUUCAGCGCAUCCGCGAUGAGGCGCUCACCACCCUGACGCUGUACGUGAAGACCCCCUCCAUCCCGUCCAGUUCUAUCCUGUCAGCUGCGUUGAUGGAGCCAACUGACAAGGAGAGGCGCAAUCUGCCACGCAACAAUGCGAGGGCGCAGGUCGCGCGCUUGAGUCUGUUUCAGCUGUUUGUGGAAAACGGCCGCCUACACGUGGACAACGCCAGCUUCAACUCCGAGCAGGUGCUCCAGAAACUACUUCUCCCCACGGUGAACCACCCCAAUCCCGAGGUGCGCGAUUUGGCGGUUUCGAUUCUGGGAAAGCUCGUCGCCGGUCGUCAGUUCGCUGUGCGGGACAAGGACCUUGCAAAGAUCACUCACGCCGGUAUUCGCGAGACCAUCGCCAGUAAGCGUUGA